Molecule: messenger RNA, 944 nt
Organism: Lymnaea stagnalis (great pond snail)
Lineage: Eukaryota; Metazoa; Mollusca; Gastropoda; Lymnaeidae
Source: the annotation of a GenBank genome assembly
GACUACCUACGUGAACAACCUGACAACGUCAAAUCCUUUGACAUCAUUGCCGAGGUUACCAGGUUCUUAAAUGUUGUCUACUCCAACAUCAACAGCAAAAAUAUUGAACUCGUCAUUCAGCUGUUUGAAACCAUGAAUGAAUUCACUGCUGUAAGUCAUAACAAACUUUGAGCUGCUUGGCUGUAAUAAUGUAGUGACGAUAUGAAUUAUUAUGGGUUUUUAUGAAUUCAAUUUCAAUACUUUAAAAUGGACUUGUCUGGGGAUAUGGUUAUGUGAGAUAAACUAAAUGCAUUAAUAUAUACAUAACUUAAAAUUAUGUGAGAAUUUUUUUUUUAUUGACAGAUAUUUAACCUAAAAGAUGACAUAUGUGAUAAAAUUAUGUAGGCAGAUAACUUUUUAAAAAACAACUUUGUUACUUUGUUUUAGCUUGGGCAAGAAAAUGUGUCAGAAUGUUUAAGAAAGAAUGUUUAUCAGAACCAACCAAAUUUCUGAGAUUUUUUUUAUUUUUGAAAUCUCAGAAAAUAUAGUUUUUAUUCUUUCUUUUUAUUUUUAUUUUGUUGUAAAAUUUUGUCCUAUGAACUAUGACCUCUUAUUAAUCUUGUGAUUGCAUCUUAAACUUGAUUUGACUCAAAACAAAAACAGCACAAUGACUAACAUAAACCAACCCGAUGUCUGGUUCACAGUUAAACAUUUUUUUUUGAUAAAUCUAGAUUUUAUUACUGCAAACUUUGUAGAAAUAUAUUUUGUAAAUGUGAAUUCAACACAAAUUAAUUCAAAAUUUAACGUCUUUCAACUACUUUUGAUUUUUCUGUUAGAUUAACUUCAUAUUUCUCUUCUCUCAGGGUAACCAAGACAACAGGGUGGUGAUAUAUGACAACAAAAUCAUUGAUUACAUCAACUUUAUUCUACGCUCUGGAGAAUUCGGAGACUGCUCGAUUGAAAAG